This is a messenger RNA of Volvox carteri f. nagariensis, 1599 nucleotides long. RefSeq lists its product as uncharacterized. Lineage: Eukaryota; Viridiplantae; Chlorophyta; Chlorophyceae; Chlamydomonadales; Volvocaceae. Gene Ontology annotation, molecular function: protein binding. The record is from RefSeq and is a predicted model, not a curated record. The transcript has 5 exons. The coding region runs from base 1 to 1599 and encodes 532 amino acids.
AUGAAAAGAUAUGAAAGCAUACAACGUAGCUUGCAAGACUGGGCGCUUGAAACGGCUGCGGGAAGAGGAAGCGUUCAGGACAUCAGACAGCAAGAAGCACAACACCUGCUGGUAAACCACCGAGAAUACCUUCAGUUGGUGACGUGUAGCUUUAGCCGGCGGGGUCGACCAUCAUACGCUUUGCGCACCGCCAAUCCUGCUCUGGCCCAAAAGAUGGAGGCCCUCUACAUCGCGCAGUUCAAGGCCCGGGGGCCGUGUAGUUUUGGUCGGCGGGGUCGAGCAGCGUACGCAUUGCGCACAGAAACCAAGGUGCAGCGUCUCUGUAACAUCGCUAACAUAUCCGCUGAUGUCGUGCUUCGCAACUACACCCUAACAGCCUACGAGCAUACUCCAUUUAAUUCUGUUGGCGCUAGGAGCUGUGCUCUCAACGAUGAAGAUUCUUGGAACUUGGGGCGCGGCGUCAAAAGUUCCCGCCUUCUGUCUGCGGAGCCAAGCCCACAAAUUCCCAUCGGGCCAGCAGACGCAAGCCGACACGCGAUGCUGGCAAUCGCAGCACGGCAGAUUUACGAUCGUGCUUACGGAAGCGGGUUUGUUCUUCCCCUGGAGGCGCGCGUUAAACCGCUAGCAACGCAAGGCCCCGGCGCGGCCGAAGAUACAACCAGCCAACUGCAGCCAGCUGGCGAAGCUCAAGAGCUCACCUCAGAGCCCGCAGUUGCCGACACAGCAGCCCUCAACGUCCAAGCCAUCAACAUGCAGCCCUUCGAAAUUACCGUACGGGACUUCCGAGGUCGCUUCCAUGCGGUGCGGGUUUGCGGUGGCACCAGUGUUUCUCAGCUCAAAGCGGGUAUCGCCGCCUCCCUGGGUUGUAGCGUGGUCAGCCACUGGCGUCUCAUGCACGAGGGGCGGCCGCUGGUCGAUGAACUGGAUUUGGCUGAUCACAGUAUCUCAGCCGGAGCUGUAGUGGAGGUCCAAAUGACGUCAAGGCUUCCAUUUCACCUGAAGACGAGGACAGGAGCCAUGAAUAGUGCCAUUGCUUUGGGUACGGGCAAGGACGGGGUCAACAGUACCAGCAGCAUGGCUGUUGGUGGUGGUGCUGGUGCUGGUGCUGCUGGCGGCGGCGCGGGUGCCGGUGCCAGAGCGGUAGUUGCAACAGCGCCGAACUGCAGCGCGGCAUGGGCUGGUCCGGCUGUGAAGGGCGCCGGUGCCGUACAGCAGGUGGUUGUGCAGGUACUACUGCCGUGCGGCCGUGUCAUUCAAGUUUCCCGCAUUGCCUCGGAAGACGUGCAGCAUUUCCUACACCGAGUCCUGGAGAUGCAGAAGUCCUUACUGCAGGCGCCGCCGGGUAGCCCGCCGUCGCUGCUGCCACACGCAUCGCCAGAGGCGUUGCGAGGGCAGCUGCCUGCCUGCUCCAUAAAGAGGGGGCUUGGGCCAGCAGGGCUACUGUCAGGACUAGAGGCGCUUUCCAGGCGGCCGUCCUGUGGCCCUGCGAACGCCCGGCACGCAGUCCAGCAACAGCUGAAGGGAGGGGCCGUUGGCCAGAAGCUUCUGGUGCUGCUGCUGACGGCUGCGGCGGUUGUUGUGGCCAUGGCCGUGUUGUAG